AUGCCUCGGUUUAGUUUCCCUGUACCGAGGCGGAGGCAGAAACAAGCGGCAGCUUCAGUCAUUUCGCCUCCGCUGAACAAGGUCCAGAAAUUUCUGGGAACAGCUGAGAUAAACGUUGAUGCCUAUGCAAGCCAAGAAGCUGAUGCUGCGAGAAAUUGGGACGCCAGGUCGGAUUCCUGUAUCAGUAUAUCCCUCUCUGAGAGCAGUGUCGACCAAGACGACAGUGUCCUCGACAGAGCCUUGUCAAGCUUGGUCGAAAAUAGGGUUGUCAACAGCACGACGUACUGUCAGCCUUUAUUUGAUGAGGAGUCUGGUGUUUUGCCAAGAAAUAAAAAAGAUCCUUGGUUUGGCGACAUCGCCAGAAAUACACCUGAUGAGCGGUCUACUACAGAUGCUUCCAGUCUUCGUCGGCAACAGUCGAGCUCCACCAUCACCUCCUAUUAUGACAAGUCCAAAGUCCCUCUGAUCAUUUCACAGCAGACAUCGAGCUCUGCUAUGGCAAAGGGGCUACCGCAAAAGGCUAGUGAUCUUCUCGAUAUUAGUGGCACUAUUGCCAACGACGACAAGCAAAAGUCAAGGCCGCCUAAGCUCGACCUGUCGAACCUUUUUCCGCGCCAGAAGCCAUCGAAUCCGGUAUUAGCUGUAUCGUCAUCCGAGCGGGGGUUCGUGUUGGGGCCCGAUGUGGUGACCCGAUCCCCUUCAUUUCUAUCUAGCUCUCGUCUGGAGUACGCGCCUAGACACAUUGAUGACUAUCGCAACGAGAAGAAGCUACAGAAACGGCCCAGCAAAGGCUUAGUACGCCGCGAUCCCACCAAUCACCUAGGUUUCAAGUGCGGGCAACCGAAACACCAGGGCAUGUCUGAACAGGAGGCCGGCGGGCUGCAAAACCUCUACGAACAUUACGAGCAGAUGUCUAUCCGGGAUACUAUUGCACAGGAGCACAUCUCCGUUUCGGAUAUGCCGGAAAUCAUGCCUGAAGAACGGCCCUUGGAAAAGGACUGGCUCAGAAAAGCGGCUAUAUCCCAAAUUGACUAUGCUUUCCAACUUCCAAAAAAAAUCAGUUUCACGUCUUCUGCCAGGGACAUGGCAAUGCCAAAUCUUGUAUCGAUACCAAGAACAGAUAAGGAUGGCGUACCGGGUCUCUACUCGCCGGUUGAUUGUUCAGAAAGUGUCUCGAGCCGCCAGACCCGGACUUCAAAAGCUUCUAGGCAGACGUCGCGGAGUCUGUUAGAUGCCGACCUUCAACAAACCAGUGUCCUUUCUCUUUCAUCUGAUUCAGAGGAUGGCUUUCUAAGUAAAAAAAAGGUCUUCGUUCCCGCUAUCAGAAAGUCGCUGCCAACAAAAAAGGACACUCAGGCUUCGGACGAUCACCAAUCUCUGAAUUCUCGCAGCGCAUCUUUCGCGAAGAAAUGGAGGAGCCGACCUAGAAGCACAGAGCCUGUAUCGUGUGGUCAAAACAGCCAUAUGUCAUUUCUCUCAGUAAAAUCAUCUCCGUCUGCGGAUAGACAGCCACGGGCCGCCAAGCCACCAUGCCCAAGUGCUGCUUCGGUCUCUACAGCCCACACUGCGAAACAUACUGCCGUUUCCCUUCGUUCCUCUUCGCACACAUCCAGGGCCUCGGCUUCGUCUAGCAACACCACCAGCUCCCUGGUCCCGCCCAGCUACACCGUCCAAGAGGCUCGGGCUAUCACUUUGGUUCCCGCACAGGGUGCUUCUUGCACACCGCCUUCAACACAAGAUGGCAACUUGCCAUCUGACCAGAUGACACCGCCUCUUUCACCAACGAGUGUUGAGUUUUGCCUGCGACCAGACUUUGAUCAAGGUUCUGUGUAUUCGGGCCACAGUUUUGGCACUGUUGGCUCUAGCCGAAGUGGCAGUAGCACUUAUCGUCACGUCAUGACUGUGACUCGACAAGAGGAACUUCUCCUGGAAGCGCUGCGACGGAAGAAAAUGACGAUGCGGGAAGCUAUCAUAUCCCAGUAUGAAAAAAGUCAGGAGCAGGAACUGGCCGUACCGCGGCCACCUCGCCGCUGCAGUAGCAACUCGACAUUUGAGCUACAAGCAGUGCGGCUAAAAUCAGCAGAUCGAAGUUCCGCUAGUUCCAGGGACCUCCCCUUGCACUUUGAAGGUGGCAGUACCGUCGGGGGCCAGUCUGUUCACAUCUUUGACGGCGAACAAAGCUCUAUGAACUAUUCGAUGGAGCUUGAUGAUGGGUGUAGCGGAAGCGUUGAGAGCUCUGAUUCGUAUCUGUUUUAUACACCAGCUGACCCGUCGCCAAUUGGUCCACCUGCUACCGAUCAUCACGAGAACCGAGCCCUGCGCGCAUCCAUGGCUGGUGGUCGGCAUGGCACCAAGCCUCAUCGGCAGGUUUUCGAUGAUAUGCAAUUUCACGGCCCCUUACACUCCUUGGAUGACAGCAUUGAUGUCCACAUUUUGGAUGAACGCGGCGAAAUUCUUCUUGAUCGAAGCAGCGGCACAGAUGAGGGUCUGCCUGGAAUUCCUCGUCCGGACUCUCCACUCGAAGCACAGUUACCUCUCCCACGAAAAAAAAGACUUCGUAUCAGUGCUGUAGGCCGACCUGGGAUGGGACCGAGAUGGUAG
Grosmannia clavigera kw1407 is the source of this 2601-nucleotide messenger RNA. RefSeq lists its product as uncharacterized. Bases 1 to 2601 code for a protein of 866 amino acids. The transcript has a single exon. The record is from RefSeq and is a predicted model, not a curated record. Lineage: Eukaryota; Fungi; Ascomycota; Sordariomycetes; Ophiostomatales; Ophiostomataceae.